Cornus florida is the source of this 1014-nucleotide messenger RNA. RefSeq names its product NAC domain-containing protein 1-like. The record is from RefSeq and is a predicted model, not a curated record. The coding region runs from base 1 to 1014 and encodes 337 amino acids. Gene Ontology annotation, biological process: regulation of DNA-templated transcription. NCBI's taxonomy places the organism in Eukaryota, Viridiplantae, Streptophyta, Magnoliopsida, Cornales, Cornaceae. The transcript has 3 exons. Gene Ontology annotation, molecular function: DNA binding.
AUGGAGACAGAAUCCAAUUCCAGUUUCCAGUUCCCUCCUGGUUUCAGGUUCCACCCUUCUGACGAAGAGCUCAUCGUUCAUUACUUGCUAAACAAAGUGAAAUCACGCCAAUUGCCAGCAUCCGUUAUCACUGAAAUAGAACUAUAUAACUAUAAUCCAUGGGAUCUACCCAAGAAGGCUUUGUUUGGAGAAGAAGAAUGGUAUUUCUUUAGCCCGAGAGACAGGAAGUACCCUAAUGGAGCAAGGCCUAAGAGAUCAGCAGCUUCAGGAUAUUGGAAAGCUACUGGGACAGACAAGCCCAUUCUUACUUCUUCUGGAUCAAAAAGAAUUGGGGUCAAGAAAGCUCUAGUCUUUUAUACAGGAAGGCCUCCAAAAGGAAUGAAGACAGAUUGGAUAAUGAAUGAGUACAGAUUGCCCGAGACAAUGAAUCGACCAUCAAAGUUAAAAGCAUCCAUGAGAUUGGAUGAUUGGGUAUUAUGUCGGGUUCGACAAAAAGGCAACAUGUCAAAGAACACAUGGGAAGUUGGAAGCCCCAGAAAGGAACCGGUGGGGUGCUUGUCCAAGAUUCAGGAGCUCCCUUCCCCACAAAAAGAGCCUUAUCCAGAUGUUAUAACAGAUUAUUUACUAUACAAAGAUUGCCAUCCAUUACCUUACAUGCUUGACAGUCAAACUCUUCCUCCUAUGGAGACCAUUUCAAGUCCAAGUUUUCAAUACAACAACGAGGGCAACAAUUGUGGUUCAAGCUACCAAGACAACUUUUUCAGCCCAUCCAAGGCAAAGCUCGCCAACGAGGUAAGAGGCUACCAGAAUGUCCUUCCAUCUACGAAGAUGGUAAGCAAUGACAACAAAAAUGAGGAUCUUCUACCAGGCAAUACACUACCCACCAAGAAUACAAACUUAUACAGUCACAGUCCGUCUCAAGGAGACAUCUUCAACCCUAAUCCAUCGGACGCCAUCAUUACAUUACAGGAGCUUAAUCAGUCUUUCUUCACCGAAAGAUUUCUACAGCAAUAG